GAAAAACGCCCAUUUUGCUCCCGCUGUCAAGGCAUCGAGUGUGCUGAGUAUCAACAGACGGAAGAGGACAAAGAGCAGCAAUGGACGGUGAUGUUGCAGUUGGUGUGAAGAGAGGCUCAGAUGAGCUCAACGUGUACAGUAGCAGCCCCACCCCUCUGACCGCGAACGGCAGUGACAGUAAGAAGCAGCGGCUGGAAGAGUGCCCUCCCUCCAGAGUGCUCCACAUCAGGAAGCUUCCCAAUGAAGUGUCAGAGACCGAAGUCAUUGCCUUGGGGCUGCCCUUUGGAAAGGUGACCAACAUUCUGAUGCUGAAGGGGAAAAACCAGGCCUUCCUGGAGUUGGGCACAGAAGAAGCGGCCAUUACGAUGGUGAACUACUACGCGGCCGUCACGCCCCAGGUGAGAAACAACCCCGUCUUCAUCCAGUACUCCAACCACAAGGAGCUGAAAACGGACUCUGCUCUGAACCAGAGGGCCCAGGCGGUGUUGCAGGCGGUGUCCGCCGUUCAGGAUGGAAGCUCUCCAUCCUCUGACCCUGGGGUGUUGGACCUAACUCCGCCCCCCAGCCCGGUCCUGCGAAUCAUCAUCGACAACAUGUUUUAUCCUGUGACGCUGGACGUUCUACAGCAGAUCUUCAGUAAGUUCGGGACCGUCAUGAAGAUCAUAACCUUCACCAAGAACAACCAGUUUCAGGCUCUUCUGCAGUUCAGCGACCCCGUCAAUGCACAGCAGGCUAAACUGUCUCUGGAUGGACAGAACAUCUAUAACUCCUGCUGCACGCUGCGGAUCGACUUCAGUAAGCUGGUCAACCUCAACGUCAAGUACAACAACGACAAGAGCCGAGAUUACACCCGGCCCGACCUCCCCACCGGAGACGGGGACUUGCUCAACAAGGACCAUUCUCUCCUGGGUACCCCGUCUGGAGCAAUGGCUUCCUACUCCAGCGGAGGAGGGUACUCGUCUUCUCUCUCCAUGUCGCAUGGCGGAGGCGCCAUGAGUCCUCUGAGCGCGGCAGCAGCGGCUGCAGCUGCCGCCGGCCGCGUCGCCCUGUCCGGCUCCGGAGUGUCGGGAGUCCUGUUGGCAUCCAACCUAAACGAAGAGAUGGUCACGCCUCAAAGUAUCUUUACCCUCUUCGGAGUCUACGGUGAUGUCCAGAGGGUGAAGAUCCUCUACAACAAGAAGGACAGUGCUCUGAUACAGCUCUCCGAUGGCAACCAGGCUCAGCUGGCGAUGAGCCACUUGAAUGGUCAGAAGGUGUUUGGUAAAGUGAUGCGAGUGACUCUGUCUAAACACCAAACCGUGGCCUUGCCCCGAGACGGACUGGAUGACCAGCUGCUCACGAAAGAUUUUUCUGGCUCGCCUCUCCAUCGCUUUAAGAAGCCGGGAUCCAAAAACUUCCAGAACAUCUUCCCUCCCUCUUCAACGCUUCACCUCUCCAACGUCCGGGACGCCGUCGGGGAGGACGACCUCCGUCUGCUGUUCUCCAACGGCGGAGGAGCCGUCAAGGGCUUCAAGUUCUUCCAGGACCAUAAGAUGGCCCUGAUCCAGAUGACGUCGGUGGAGGAGGCGAUCGAGACCCUGAUGGAGCUCCACAACUACGACAUGGGAGGGAACCACCACCUGAAAGUUUCAUUUUCAAAGUCCACCAUCUGACCCCGAAACCUCGAGAUCUGUGACGAGCGAGGAGGCCCCUCCCAUUUGUCGUCCGUUCGACGUAUUUACGUUAAACCUUCGCUGCGCUUUUUUCCCCGAUCCUUUAAUUCAGCCGUACGAUGUUUUACCAGUGAGACGUGCUCCCGCUGUCCAAGAGCUUCAAACUCAACGUGACGCAUUGCACACUUAUUUCAGGUAAAAUAUUGAGAGAAAUCCCAAAUCCACAAAGCACAUAUUCUUGACCACAUCACACUUUGACCAUCUUAAAGGGCCACACACACCAGCUGAAAAUGAGUUUUUGGUUCUCCGUGACAUCACGGUGGGGGGGUGUGGCUACAGGUGAACACUGCAGACCAAAGCCUACUGGUUUUUAUUUAAUCUUUUAUUAUUUGUAAUAGCAGGAGUUGUUUUGUGUUCCCCCAGCCACCCGUCGCUAUGGUAACAGCAUCUUAUUUCCUCUCCGCUGGAGGUUUGACGUCCUGUAGUCGGUGAUCUGUUUUCUUCUCUGUACGUACUUGAACCUCCCACCGUUAGUGUUUCCAAGGCAACCGGCGAGUCGAUCCCCAGACCGCCGGCCGCGUCCGUCACGUUCUAAUAACAAAUAAUUGUUCAAGCAUUUUAUGUUUUUCCAAGCGAGCAGCGCGCCGGAGUCCAUCGGGUUGUAACUAAAAGUUGACAGUUAAAGUUAAAUAUGAGCAGUUUCACAUCAACAGCGCCCACUCUUAUACUUUAGGCAUGUUGGAGCCCCGACAACAUCAACACAUCUCCACCCGACAACACCAACACAUCUCCACCCGACAACACCAACACAUCUCCACCCGACAACACCAACACAUCUCCACCAAGACAACACCAACACAUCUCCACCCGACAACACCAACACAUCUCCACCCGACAACACCAACACAUCUCCACCCGACAACACCAACACAUCUCCACCCAGACAACACCAACACAUCUCCA
Messenger RNA from Pseudoliparis swirei, 2615 nucleotides. RefSeq names its product polypyrimidine tract-binding protein 2-like. Gene Ontology annotation, molecular function: mRNA binding. The transcript has 17 exons. Bases 81 to 1652 code for a protein of 523 amino acids. The record is from RefSeq and is a predicted model, not a curated record. Gene Ontology annotation, cellular component: nucleus. Gene Ontology annotation, biological process: mRNA processing; regulation of RNA splicing. Lineage: Eukaryota; Metazoa; Chordata; Actinopteri; Perciformes; Liparidae.